AUGAUGCGAAUUGUGUGCCCCAAUUGUGGUGAAGAGCCACAGAAAGGACAGCGUCAUGUCUGCAGAGAGGGCGCAGAACGCGAGCGAGCCCUGCCUGGACUUCAGGCAGAGAGUGUUCGCCGGAGAACUGUGCCCUGUGCAACAGCAGGGUCAAUGUGUGCUUCCAUCGCUUCCUUAGCUUCGAAGAAUCCAGUUCUUUGGAAAUCAAAGCGACGGCUGGCCAGAUGUGGCGGGGAAGAAUUCGUGGCUGGCUUGAUCUUCAUGGCAGCUGGGCUUCCGAGCUGGAGCCGCGAUCCAAAGCGCACCUUGGUGGGUGCCUUCUGGACUGUUGCCACCGAGGCAGCCAAAGUCCUGCAGGGCUUUUGGCGACAGACUGCUCGGUCUGUGGACAAAGCUGCGCGUCAAUCUGGAGCAACCGAACACGAUCCGACCAAAACAUCUACGCACUGCGGUUUUCAUGGUCUGCCCUUGGCACAAAGGGACCGAACCAGUGGUGUUCGAUCUGAAUCCGAAGCGCCAACAAGCUCACCUCUGACACGAAAGGUCUCUGCAGAUACUGCCUCCCAGCCGCUGCAACCUGCGGUUCUGCGGAAGUCAAACCCUCGACCGACGCAAAGCCGCGCAGUCCCGCUGAACCCACUACAGGCGCUGAAGCAACGAGCACAGCAGCAGCAAGAGGUUGAGGAGAGGCGCUUGCAGCGGCGGCCAGCAGAGCAAGCUCGCCAAACUCGAGAGCCUGACGGCAAAGCUCCUCUAGGCCAGGGCUCGCAGAUGUCCUCCUCCCAGCACUCCUUCCAGUCGGAGGACAUUGAUCGGCGGCGCUCUGCUUCCCCUUGGCAAAGAUUUGAGGCACUCCCUGUCGCAUUGCCAGCGCCAUCGCAAUCACAAGACAGAGAGGUGCCAGAGAUGCAGGAUUCCACCACCGAUUCAACGCCAAAGCCAGAUGGGCCAUCCGAGUUUGCAGGACUUGCAGGCGAACACAUGCCAACUCCUCUAGAAAGACGUCAGCUUCGGCAGGAAGCAGAACUUGCGGCGCCUCCAUCGCCAAGGAAGGCAUUGGAUCCUUUUGGAGGUUACGGUCAAGCCACGCUGCCGUCGGUCGCCGCCACGGAGCGGCUGCGAGACAGAUUGCGCAAGCGCGAAGGCUCUGGCGGGAAGAGCGACAGGACGCCUCGGCCCUUGCCAGAGGCUGGCGCGGCCCAGGUGCACUGGAAGGAGCGGAUUGAGAUGAGACACAAAGAGACAGAGGUUCAACAAGUGCAAGAACAAGAAGAGAAGCUGCGCACCGCAGAGAGGAGCACCAAGCGAAACGAUGCCAUGCGUCGUGUCAUGGAGCGUAGAGAGCAACGUCUGCAAGAGGCUUGA
Messenger RNA from Effrenium voratum, 1365 nucleotides. The record is from the annotation of a GenBank genome assembly. Lineage: Eukaryota; Dinophyceae; Suessiales; Symbiodiniaceae.